AUGUCUCCGUAUUCACCAAAGAAGAGCAAGGGUCUGGCCCCAGAUGAAGCUUCCGCUGUCCUACGAGUCUGUCUUCUUCAUCGCAAUAUACGAGAAUACAUCGGGUCUGCUCUCAAGCUGCAAUUACAGAUUCAAUCAUCACUAUCACAUGAAACCGAAUUUCUGGGCACACCAAAGAUCGUGGAAGAGCAAGAUAAAUCACUGUCGGAGGCUGGAGCACUUCUCGUGGAGACGGCGGAUUUAGCUGGGGUAUUGAUAGAUCAGAUGGACAAGGUUUAUCAAACUUAUCAAAAGUCGCCACAUCCUCAAGUAGUCCCGCCUGAGACAGGUCUCGGAUUGACACUCCUUGUCAAAGCCGCUGCCAGUCAAGAUUUCCGUGGCAUUUCUGCCAAAGCUUCCCACAGAAACCAAGUCGACCUGACCGACGUGCUCGACGAAGUCGAUGCCACAGCCAACGCAAGUUCUCAGGCGCAACUCGGUCCUGAUCUUCCUUUUGGCAGCAACGAUAUAACCCGACCACCCACCACUUCGGAGGACUACGAGGCGUGGAGAAGUCUUGUGAAGAAACAAGCAAGAACUGUCCUCGAUAAUCGGAUGUUGGAAUUUUGCAGCCUCACCACGGCUAUCCUCGAGGUCAUUAACCAACCGGCCAAAUCAGGAAGAACUGCCUCGAAAGACCAGCAAUGUUACUCGCCUUAUUGUUCGGAGGCUACACAAGAGAAGUUGAAGGCUGCUGGAUAUGUCAAAUCCGAGGUUUUUGACAAGUUCAACGAGGACUUGUACUUCGAUAAUCUGUGGUCGAUCGGGCGGCUCAUCGCGCUCAACACGGAUGUGAUCGACGCCAGAAUAGCUAAAAAGAUGUCUGAAGAUACUGCGAUGAUCCUUGCACUUGCUACACUGUGUGAUCACAUGGACACUCUGGCACCAAUCUUCAGUGGCUUAACCGAUUAUUGGAACAAGCAGCUGCCAACGGAUUCUACCACACCUGGCAACACUGCAUCCCUCAUCGCCACUAUCGGCGAAUUUGUAGCCGGUAGUUACAUUUGUUUAGGAGUGGGAGGCAGCACCCAGAGGAAGAACAGUAGCUCAUCGUAUCAAGAGAAUGUUGGAAGAUGGCUAAAGGCCUUGCUAUUCCCAGAAUUGGCUGUCGACAGAACCGGUAGUGCAUGGCGUUUGCCAUGUAUUGAGUGCGGCGAUCGAAAAUUACGACACCCAACCGAGCUUCAAAAUUCGUCGGGUUCGGGAUUGGGUGGACCGAUGAGGCAGGUCACCUUGAAGGAUCGAUUGUCCAUCUCAAAUUACUCGAUUCGAAGGGGAAGUAAAGUCGGAUUCAUGGCUCAAGUUGGACGGAUAGCGUACUAUCCUUGCCUCGUGAUCUUACUUUGUUUCGCAUUCGAUCCCAGUAUCAUGAUCAUCAUUCUGUACUUCUCAACUUUGAUUCACUUCUCCGAUAAGAACAGAAGAGGGAAAAAUUCGAUAAUUCUGUUUGCGGAUAAAUAUAGAUUAGUAGCCAGCUUACCUGAAGAGGAAGAAGUAGAUGAUGAUGAGGAAGAGGACGAGACGUGA
Molecule: messenger RNA, 1566 nt
Organism: Kwoniella mangroviensis CBS 8507
Lineage: Eukaryota; Fungi; Basidiomycota; Tremellomycetes; Tremellales; Cryptococcaceae
Exons: 5
Coding region: 1-1566 (521 amino acids)
Source: RefSeq, a predicted model, not a curated record